AUGACUACUCGCACUGGCGCAAUUACGAGGGCUCGCGAGGAAUCGCAGGUCAAUCCAACUAAUGGGGCCACCCCGACUGUAACCGAGGUCUCUCCGCCAUCAACUUCAACAUCUAAGAAACGAAGUAAAUAUCGCCAUGUAGCUGCAUACCACUCGGAAGCUCGUCAUUCCAGCCUCAGUCGAGAGGCCGACGUGCUUCCCAAUUUCUUGGGGUUUCGAAAUCUUAUGGUGUUGGUACUUGUGGCGAUGAACCUGCGAUUGAUUAUUGAAAACUUCAUGAAGUAUGGUGUGCUAAUUUGUAUUAAAUGCCAUGACUACCGCAGGCAAGACGUUAUUUUGGGGUCCAUAUUGUUUGCCUCGGUUCCGUGUCAUUUGCUUGUGGCAUACAUCAUUGAGCUUUCAGCCGCUACUGCAGCCAAGCAGACAGUGGGUCGUCAGAAAAAGACAGAGAAAGAGAAAGAACACGACCAGAAGGUCUUCCAGUCCACAUGGCCGUACACUGCUUUCCUACACACACUCAAUGCUACCCUAUGCCUCACAGUAACCAGCUUCGUGGUAUAUUUCUACAUUCACCACCCUGGCAUUGGGACAAUAUGCCAGCUACACGCGAUUAUCGUGUGGUUGAAGAACUGCUCUUAUGCCUUCACAAAUCGAGACCUUCGUCUCGCGCUCCUCAAUCCCUCCGCAGACCCGGGCUUGCCCGAAAUCUACUCCUCAUGCCCCUACCCGAGGAAUAUUACCAUCAAUAACCUAGCGUACUUUUGGUUGGCGCCGACGCUAGUGUAUCAGCCUGUUUAUCCGCGCACAGCAUCCAUCCGGUGGUCAUUUGUUGCAAAGCGCCUCGCAGAGUUCGUUGGCCUGGCAGUGUUCAUUUGGCUUCUGUCUGCGCAAUAUGCCGCGCCGGUAUUGCGCAACUCGAUUGAUAAGAUCGCAGUAAUGGACAUUGCCUCCAUUUUGGAACGGGUUAUGAAGCUGUCCACUAUCUCGUUGAUCAUUUGGCUUGCUGGCUUCUUUGCGUUGUUCCAGGCGCUUCUGAAUGCUUUGGCCGAGGUCAUGCGGUUUGGAGACCGCGAGUUCUAUACCGACUGGUGGAACAGCUCGAGUCUGGGUAUGUAUUGGCGAUCUUGGAACCGGCCUGUCUACCUCUUCAUGAAGAGGCAUGUCUACUCGCCGCUGGUGGGUCGUGGAUGGAGUCCUCUAGCUGCGAGUGGAAUGGUUUUCACGCUCUCUGCGAUUCUUCACGAAAUGCUUGUGGGAAUUCCCACACAUAAUUUCAUUGGUAUGUCUUGCACCCCUGGUAACAGCUCAAAGACUAAUCAAGUCCAGGUGUCGCGUUCUUUGGGAUGA
Messenger RNA from Penicillium crustosum, 1347 nucleotides. Its product is annotated as putative diacylglycerol O-acyltransferase (DgaT). Gene Ontology annotation, biological process: triglyceride biosynthetic process. Bases 1 to 1347 code for a protein of 448 amino acids. NCBI's taxonomy places the organism in Eukaryota, Fungi, Ascomycota, Eurotiomycetes, Eurotiales, Aspergillaceae. Gene Ontology annotation, molecular function: diacylglycerol O-acyltransferase activity. The record is from RefSeq and is a predicted model, not a curated record. The transcript has 3 exons. Gene Ontology annotation, cellular component: endoplasmic reticulum membrane.